GAUAUGGGACGGGAGACUAGCAAUGGCAGCAAACGCAGUCUCAUCUCGCUGUAAUAUUCUCCGAUGGAUUUAGAGCUUUCAACAUGAAAAAAUACAAAAUCAUUUUGUAGUAUUGAAACAAGAUCACUUUCUUUUGGUCACAGAGAGACAAAAUCAACUUGUCCUUAGAGCUGAAGUUGUAACGAGUCUGCAGGCAUUUGAAUGGCGGAGAACACUGGGCAGAAAAUGCUCUGUCAUCAGUUACAAUUUUGUACUGUAACUAAAGCCUGUCGUAACCGAAGCGGGCUUCAGUGUUAAUGGCUGAACCAUGAAGGCCCAACUUCAAGUUACUGUGCUGUCGGCCAAACUGAAGGAGAACAAAAAGAACUGGUUUGGCCCCAGUCCAUACGUAGAGGUGGCUGUGGACGGCCAGUCGAAGAAGACGGAGAAAUGCAACAAUACCCACAACCCCAAAUGGAAGCAGUCACUCACAGUAAUUCUCACACCUUUCAGUAAGCUCAUUUUCCGGGUAUGGAGUCAUCAGACGCUGAAGGCCGACAUCUUAUUGGGAAUGGCUACAUUGGAGAUCAGUGAAACCCUAAAGUCCAAUGAUAUGAAACUCUCUGAGGUGGUGCAGACCCUGCAGCUGUGUUCAGACCGAGACCACACUGACGUGGUGGGGGACCUGUCAGUCUGUCUGGAUGGCAUGCAGGUGGACCCAGAGACAUUCACCUCUGCAGAGAGGGACCAUGUUGCUGUUCCAAACGGGGAGGUGAGACAGAACGGAGAUAGUGUCAACAGUGAUAACAUACCACCCAGAUCCAGCAGGGACACGUCCCCCUCCAGUGACUCCACAGAGGACUGGGUCAUCGUCCCCAACGGCCACACGGUCAACAGCAUGGGUUCUCCUGCCCCAUCCCCAGGGGGCUCCAAGUCCACACGGCCCCCCAGACCUGCACGGCCUCCCCCACCCACCCCCCGCAGACCAGCCGCUUCCCCAGCCUCCUCCAGCAGCUCUACCCAUAGCGAGGUGAGUGAGCCCCCGGCUUCAUACGGCUCGUCCCUGGCCUCGGCCAGCGGUGCCUCCUCAGAUACCCCUCAGGAGAACAGAGCUGCACCCCCACAGGCAGCCAGCGCCCCCCCGGCCAUCGGGGCACCAGCCGGUGCACCCCCAGCCGGUGGGCCCCCCCGAGUCAUCCCUAACGGCCCACUGCCUCCAGGCUGGGAGCAGAGGGUGGACCAGAAUGGCCGCAUGUAUUUCGUGGAUCACAUUGAGAAGAGGACAACAUGGGACCGACCAGAGUCUCUCCCCUCUGGGUGGGAGCGGCGUGUGGACCCCAUGGGCAGGGUGUACUUCGUGGACCACAUCACCCGGACCACCACGUGGCAGCGCCCCACGCAGGAGUCUGUGCGCAACUAUGAGGAGUGGCAGCACCAGCGCAGCCAGCUGCAGGGGGCCAUGCAGCAGUUCAACCAGAGGUUCAUUUUUGGGCUCCAGGAUCAGCAAAUAGCUGCAGCAAACAAAGAGUUUGACCCACUUGGGCCGCUGCCACAUGGCUGGGAGAAGCGAACAGACACCAACGGCAGGGUUUAUUUUGUUCACCACACAACGCGGAUGACUCAGUGGGAGGACCCACGGACACAAGGGCUGCUGAAUGACAAGCCCCUACCUGAAGGCUGGGAGAUGAGGUUCACAGUGGAUGGCAUCCCCUACUUUGUGGACCACAACCGGAGAACCACCACCUACAUCGACCCUCGCACGGGCAAAUCCUCCCUUGAGAACGGGCCCCAGAUCACCUACGUCAGGGACUUCAAAGCCAAAGUGCAGUACUUCAGGUUCUGGUGUCAGCAACUGUCAAUGCCACAGCACAUCAAGAUCACAGUCACCCGCAAAACCCUCUUUGAAGAUUCAUUCCAGCAAAUGAUGAGCUUUCAUCCACAAGAUCUCAGGCGGAGACUGUGGAUCAUUUUCCCUGGAGAGGAAGGCUUGGACUACGGAGGAGUGGCAAGGGAGUGGUUCUUCUUGCUAUCCCACGAGGUGCUGAACCCAAUGUACUGCCUGUUUGAGUAUGCCGGCAAGGACAACUACUGUCUCCAGAUCAACCCUGCCUCCUACAUCAACCCUGACCACCUCAAGUACUUCAAGUUCAUUGGACGAUUCAUUGCCAUGGCCUUGUUCCAUGGGAAGUUCAUCGACACGGGAUUCUCCCUGCCCUUCUACAAGCGCAUCUUGAACAAACCCCUGGCCCUGAAGGACCUGGAAUCCAUCGACCCGGAAUUCUACAACUCCCUCAUCUGGAUCAAGGAUAACAACUUGGAGGAGUGUGGUCUGGAGAUGUACUUCUCUGUGGACAAGGAGAUCCUGGGGGAGGUCACCACUCACGAGCUGAAGCCAGACGGAGGCAAUGUCUUGGUCACUGAGGAAAACAAAGAGGAAUACAUCAGGCUGGUGGCAGAGUGGAGGUUGUCCAGAGGGGUGGAGGAGCAGACCCAGGCCUUCUUCGAGGGCUUUAAUGAGGUCCUCCCCCAGCAGUACCUGCAGUACUUUGACGCGAAGGAACUGGAGGUGAUGCUGUGUGGCAUGCAGGAGAUAGACCUGGUGGACUGGCAGAGGCACACCAUCUACAGGCACUAUGCACGCAGCAGCAAGCAGAUCCUCUGGUUCUGGCAGUUUGUGAAGGAGAUGGACAAUGAGAAACGUAUGAGGCUGCUGCAGUUUGUCACCGGCACCUGUCGGCUUCCCAUGGGUGGCUUCGCUGACCUCAUGGGGAGUAAUGGCCCACAGAAGUUCUGCAUUGAGAAGGUGGGCAAAGAAAACUGGCUUCCAAGAAGUCACACUUGCUUUAAUAGACUGGACCUGCCCCCCUACAAGAGCUACGAGCAGCUGAAGGAAAAGCUGAUGUUUGCCAUUGAGGAAACUGAGGGCUUCGGACAGGAGUAGUAACAUAGGGACGCCAAAAUGGCCGCCACGAGGAGCCGUUUUCCACACGACGUUACGCUCUCCAGCACUUUGUUCUGUCUAGGUUUUAGGCAACAGCACUUUUCCCCCCAGGUCCUGGCUCUCUUUGUAAGGGCAGAAACUGACAUCCACUCCUUUCUGCAGUCCCGAGCCCCAUUAUAGAGACACCCCCGACACCUAAGGUGGAGUCAAGUCCGUCUCCAUGGUGAUGACCCUUCAUACUGACUGAUUUACCUUUCACCUCCUAAAUUGUGUGACCCUGUUGCAGCUUGCCUUAUUCAGCCCACGUGUCUGGGAAGAGAGGAGGAGGAGGAAGCGAGAGGGGGAGGAAGAAAGAGGUAGGGAUUGAGAGGAAGAGGGGAUGUUCCCUCCCCAACUCACGUCUGUCUCUGUCUCAUCUCCACACCGCGCCACAGUAGUUAAUAAUCACGGCGACUAUUCAAUAUGCAGUACAAUGUCAGCUGUCAUUUCUUCCCUUCCUCUCCCUGAGCCCUGAUUUGUUAAGUGUAUGAAUGGAUGGAUGAAUUAAUGCUAGGAUCGAGUGCUGCGGAUUCUUCCAAAAAGACAUUGACCUCUCAUCGAUUUGACAUUUUAGAGAUUUACAGUAUUACUUGAUUUAACAUGUCGCUUUCUGAAAGAAAUAUUGACACUUAAAGCAUCUACUUUGCUGGCACACCACCGUGUUGUGGCAAAAGGUAUUUGUGAAUGUUGCAAAGAUGAAAAGCUAUAUUUUUUACGUGCAAUAGAAUAGUUUUCUAGUCAGCUGUUUAUGCCCUUAAUAUAGAUAAACCAGAGAUUAAUUAUUUACUGCAAUCCAAAGUUUUUGUUUAUAAGUCAGUUUUUAAUCAAGUCUCUAUUGAUUUCAACCCAGAAUGCUUUUUUUUAUAGCCUGGAAUCAUUGUAGUAAAACAGGGUCGUAUUCAUUAGGCCUCAAAUGGAAGAAAAGUGACAACGUUUUGUCUUAGUGCUCAAGCCCUUUUUGUUUUCUGUUUGAAACUGUUUGUUUUUGUGCCUACUGAAGACGACCCUGGCUUGUUGUCAUUUUGACGGACCUUUUCUUUCCCAAAAAUUCAGGAUCAGCACAGUACUGAUUUGAGCUGUAUAGUGGUUAAAAUGUAUGCGCUAAUAACUUUGUUUUUAUUUUUAUGGCAAACCGAGUGAGUUACUAAUGACGUGGGAGUGUCAGCAGCGUGUCAAGGACAGCGGCUAGGUGAAGAGUACAUUUUCGGAGUACAUUUUAAGAAUGAGAUAAUUCGGAAAUUAACUAAAACAGCUUGUGAAAAUCACUCCCUCUGAAAGGUAUCACUUUCCUUUUUUGUCGUAUAGAGAAUAACUAAUAACUCCAUGAUUAAAGAUCAAACGAUUAAGUGUCCAAACUAGUUGAUUUUAAUGAAUGCUCGGCGUGUAUACAUGCAUAUACAGUAUGAUGCAGGGAACUUUUUCAAAUGGCGUACUUGCAAAGUAUGAAUGAACCCGAAUAUACAGUAUAAGGUCAUGUCCCAGGCCCAUAGCCCUAAGAAAUAUACUGUAUAUUCAUGUUAAGUGAAUAAGAGGAAAAUAAUACAAUAACAAGUAGUAGUUAACGUAAUUAACUCAACACCAAUGCAACCCUAGUUUUAUAGGGUUCAGUUUUGUCAUUCUAGAUAUUUUGUUAAAAGUUUGACGCUAAAUAUUGCACCACCUGUCCCAAAUGAUGUUGGCUAUAUUUUAAAACCGCUGGAGUGAGCGUAGCAAAACGACUGUGAAUCAAAAGUAAAAUAUGAACCAUGUCCAUGCACAACCGCAAAUGGUCAGCACUGUGUUUUGAGCAAAAAUAUGUUUGGUAAUAGGCAACAUUGUAUCUUAAAAAUCUAGACACCAAACAGACAAGCCCAGAGUCAAGUCAAGAUAAGUUCUAAGCUUAGUUUCAGACAGACCGAUUGGAGGGGGGAGAAGGGAAAAAGGCUUGCCAGAAAACAAACGGGUUGUGUAAGGCACCACAUGGAAGAAAAGGACUCGAACCGGGAGGGACAACCUGGACUUGUCCUCAUUCUCGUUUCUCAUAGCAAAAUUUUGCAAAACCUUUUCUGUCGCGUGACCUGAUAAACACCAGCCUGUUGAUUUGGCAUUGAAUGAGAUCUGCCACUUCUGACCUUUUUGUGUCCUCUGCUUCUCAGGCAUAUCCAACAGGCCUCUCGGUAUGAUUUCUUCACAGGAACAGUGGAAGUGUAAUAAAGUUAGAUGAAAUAUAGCUUUCACUCAUGAAAUGUUUAGGUCACGUGUCUAUUUGCAGUCAAAUCAAACAUGCAAGUGACACACAUAACCGUGUCCUGAGUGUGUUAUUUUAAUGCACUGGACACCAACUUAAAUAUUUGGCAAAAAUGUUGUAUGUGAACCACAGGCUGUCUUGGCUAUGAGCAUCUGGGUCGUGUUCAGUAGUUUGAAAACGUUUUGAAACGGAUGUACUCCUUGAACUUGUCCAAUAAGAAACACAUUUUUUGUUUCAAAAUGUUUUAAAAUCGCCCUUUGUUAUUGUAUGGCUGGUCUCUGUCUUGGCUCUGACACCGUUUUAUAUAACUGGGUGAAUUGUCAGGGUGAUUCUGUCCCAUUUCUUCACGGCAUACUCAUGACUUCUUUGCCACACGCACCCAUUCUGGCUCACCACUUCGUAGUGCACUGCCUUGUGAAGAGAUUGCUGUUAUUUAAAUCAUAAUUUGUGAAUUAAAUGUAGAAAACAAUGGAAAAUUUAACAAAUAACAAGCGAUAGCACCUUACUCGACUGAUUAACCACUUUUUUUUUUGCCGCUGUUCCCAGAUCAUAGUGGAAUAAAAUGUAUAGAAAUAUGCAGAUGUUAACUACUACUUUAACUUCUAAUGAUUGGAUUGUAAAUCAUGUUGAUAGUGUAUUCACUGUAUUUUUCUUUGUAAAAGCUCUAACCUUUUAAUAAAAGGGAGUUUAUGGUUCGAUACUAUUUAUUUUUUGUUAUGUGAAUGUGAAGAGGAAGGAUCUUUGAUGUUAAUGUCAAAAUUAAUUUAGAAAAUUCUGAAAUAAAACAAUGGGCUACUGGAACUUUAA
Salmo salar (Atlantic salmon) is the source of this 5993-nucleotide messenger RNA. Its product is annotated as E3 ubiquitin-protein ligase Itchy. The record is from RefSeq and is a predicted model, not a curated record. Lineage: Eukaryota; Metazoa; Chordata; Actinopteri; Salmoniformes; Salmonidae. Gene Ontology annotation, biological process: proteasome-mediated ubiquitin-dependent protein catabolic process; protein K29-linked ubiquitination; protein K48-linked ubiquitination. Gene Ontology annotation, molecular function: protein binding; ubiquitin protein ligase activity. Gene Ontology annotation, cellular component: cytoplasm.